AUGAAAGCGAAGUCAUCAGGUCUGAUCAUCGGUAUUUCAAUUGGCGUGGUAAUCGGAGCAAUUUUAGCCAUAGUCGGACUACUCUGCUUUAGGUUUCACAGGAAACGAUCUCAAAUAGGUAACAACAGUUCCAGAAGAGCAUCAACCAUCCCCAUACGCGCAAAUGGUGCAGAUUCUUGUACGAUUUUAUCCGAUUCAUCAAUGCGUACGGAGACAUCAUCAAGACCAUCUAUACACAACGACAUUUCAUUUUGGUUUACUGGACUAAGGAAAUCUCACGUGGUUGCAGCUUCAGGAAUCCUCGAGUAUUCUUACAAAGAUCUACAGAAAGCAACAAGUAAUUUCACGUCAAUAAUAGGGCAAGGGGCAUUUGGACCUCUUUACAAAGCUCAGAUGACAACCGGUGAAACUGUUGCUAUUAAAGUCCUUGCAACCGAUUCAAAACAAGGCGAGAAAGAGUUCCAUACGGAGGUUAUGUUAUUGGGAAGAUUACAUCACAGGAACCUUGUGAAUUUGGUAGGAUAUUGUGCAGAAAAGGGACAUCAUAUGCUCAUAUAUGUUUACAUGAGCAAAGGGAGUCUCUCUUCUCAUUUGUACAACGAAAACCGUCAACUUUUAGGCUGGAAUUUGAGGGUUCAAAUCGCUCUCAAUGUUGCAAGGGGAUUAGAAUAUCUACACGAUGGAGCAGUUCCUCCUGUUAUACACCGAGAUAUAAAAUCUUCCAACAUCCUGUUAGAUGAGUUGAUGGGCGCUAGGGUAGCUGAUUUUGGGCUUUCUCGAGAAGACAUGAUUAAUAGAAACGCCUCAAAUAUUCAAGGAACUUUCGGCUUUGGCGUAUUACUAUUCGAGCUUAUUGCAGGAAGAAACCCUCAAAAAGGUCUCAUGGAGUAUGUUGAGCUAGCGGCAUUGAAUACAGAAGGGCAAGUUGGAUGGGAAGAAAUAGCGGAUUCGCGUCUAGACGGGAAUUUUGAUGAGCGGGAACUGAAUGACGUGGCGGCACUCGCGUACAAAUGUGUCAACCGAUCACCGAGAAAAAGACCAUCAAUGAGGGACAACGUACAAGUGUUGUCUCAUAUCUUGAAAACAAUACAAAACAAAAGGCAUCAAAAAAGACGUUCCUCAUUAUCAUCAUCAGAAGUUGCUAUCACCAUCGGUCAAUCAACUCGCCAAAACUCAAUGAAUAGUGAACACCAUCGGGCCGAAUCCAUGGACAGCAUACCCGACUCGGUUGAAGUUUAA
Molecule: messenger RNA, 1239 nt
Organism: Lactuca saligna
Lineage: Eukaryota; Viridiplantae; Streptophyta; Magnoliopsida; Asterales; Asteraceae
Source: the annotation of a GenBank genome assembly